CAAAGUAGUGUUCGCGGCAAGUGCGUGUGCGAGCUGCCUGGCCGUCUAUACCGGCUGGGAUUUCGUCGUGGUCGUGCCUAGGCUAGCGCUGCUGGCCUGGAACUUCGUUCUAUCCAUAAUAGAACGAAAAUCAGACACGGAUUGGAGAAAAGAGCAUCAUCAAAAACCGCAAGUAACUCUCGGUAUAAGUCGAAUUUUUCGACCACCGACAUUCCUCACUUUUAAUAUGGAGUGAAGUUUGCGCAACCCGCAGCCAUCUUGCGGAACUUCGCAUUGGUUUUUGACUUUGACAGUUUGUGUCAUCUAUCACGUUUGACAUUGACGUACAAUAAAUAUCAAAACAAAGUGCUAUCAGCGUCGUUGUGCCUUCCUUUAAAAGUGUUUGUGCAUUCGUUCGUCAUAAAUAAACAUUAAAAUGGCUACCGAAACGGAAAACUUAAAAAAAUUACGCGUUAUACGCUCGCAGUGUAAAGGAACGAUUACGAGAAUCGACAAUUUUGUCAAGGAUCCCGUAUGUUUGGCAGCCGCCAGCGCCGAUAUAUUAGAGGCGCGAAAAGAGAAGCUCAUUUCCACCUUAAAAGAUUACGAAAAGGUGCAAAUGGACAUCCUAAGCAUUGAUGAAGGCGAUGGUGAACAGGGCCACAACACAUUGCUGCAUCAGGAGCGCAAUGUGAAUGUGGAGAAGCCCAGAAUAAAUAAUGAUGACAGUCAGCAGCCACUAUCAUCUGAUGCUGGGCUGCAUAAAAACUGAAAAUGGACCGGUAUUCCAGAAUACCAUGUUAGGAUAUAUUGUCGGAGGAAGUAUCCCCGAGGAAGGUACUACAUGUAAUAUUGUAACAAAUUUAGUUAAUAAUAUAUCUGAUGGUGAAAAAUUGGAAAAUGUAAUGGAGCAAUUCUGGCUCUCUGAAAAACUUCCUGAAGUGGAAAAAUCUACAAAUGAUGAAUUUAAACAAGCUGAAAAAAUAUUUCAGUACUCUGUAUCACUUAAAGACAAUAGAUUUUAUGUUGAUAUGCCAUUAGCUUUCCCUAUGGAAGAGUUAGACCUUGGUGACUCAUUUUCUGUUGCCUAUAAUAGAUUCAUAAUGUUAGAAAAAAGGUUACAAAAAGAUCCUUUGCUAUUUGAACAAUAUAAAAAAUUUAUUGACCUAUAUCUGGAAUUAGGACAUGCAAAGAUAGUUGAUAUUGAGGGUUAUGAUUUAAAUGGUCCUGUGUUUUUUCUAGGACACCACUGUGUUUUUAAUCCAUCGAGUCGAACCUCACAUCAUCGUGUGGUCUUCGAUGGAUCGAUGAAAUCUAGAAAUGGGACAUCGCUGAAUCAAGUCAUGCUGAACGGACCUGUUGUACAGAGUGAGCUCUUUGAUAUUCUUAUUUUGUUCAGGACUUAUCCAUUUAUUUUAACUUGUGACAUUCAAAAGAUGUUUCGCAAUGUUUUUAUAAAUGAACAUCAACGCGGACUUCAAAACAUUUUAUGGCGCGAGUCGCCCAAAGACCCUAUCAACUGCUUGCAGCUUCAAACUGUUACAUACGGUUUGAAAUCGAGCACAUUUUUAGCUACAAGAGCUCUAAAUGAGCUAGCAAAUAUGCAUAAGGAUCAGUUUCCUUUGGCCGCUCAGGCUAUUUAUAAAAAUACAUUUGUUGAUGAUGUGCUUACUGGUGCUGAUGAUGUAGGGACACUUCAGGAGCUGAAAAAGCAAAUUGUAGAGCUUCUGAAAUUAGGUAGUUUCUCGUUACAUAAAUGGUGCUCGAACCAUGCUCCAGUCUUGAGCGAUAUUCCAGUUGAGCACAGACAAAUUGAUAGUGUAGAAAUAGGUCAAAAUGACACCAUGAAGACUUUAGGUCUUACACUCGAGGUAAAUUCAGACAAAUUGACUUUCUCUUGCCCUGCAAUCGAUGAGGCAAACAUAAUGAACACAAAAAGAAAAAUUCUCAGCUUUAUAGGGAAAAUGUUUGACCCACUUGGUUUAAUUGGCCCGGUAAUCGUGGUGGCCAAACUAUUCAUGCAAGAACUCCAUAGCUCUAUGCAUAAAGAUUGGGACUCAAUAAUCCCGAAUGAAAAAUUCCUAUACUGGUCAAAGUUUUUGGAAAAUUUAAGGCAAAUGGGUCAAAUUAAAAUAGAAAGAUGUGUAAACUAUAAAUUAGUAUCACAUGUAGAGCUAGUAGGGUAUGCCGAUGCAUCUAUUAAGGCUUUCGGGAGCUGUCUCUACCUAAGAGUUUUUAUGACUGAUGGCUCGAUUCAAGUGAACUUAAUAUGUUCCAAAAGCCGUGUGUCCCCACUUUCUAAAUCUCACACUAUUCCUCAAUUGGAGCUUUCUGCUGCUCUACUUUUAGCGCAAUUGGCAAGUAGAGUCAGUAAGAUUUUAAAUGAUAGAGUU
Messenger RNA from Cydia strobilella, 2372 nucleotides. RefSeq lists its product as uncharacterized. The record is from RefSeq and is a predicted model, not a curated record. Lineage: Eukaryota; Metazoa; Arthropoda; Insecta; Lepidoptera; Tortricidae. The transcript has 3 exons. The coding region runs from base 416 to 751 and encodes 111 amino acids.